AUGACUUCCAAUACCAUCGAGACUGAUCAAAACUCCAUUCCUCAUUCUGCUCAACACCCACAUCUGUCCAUGGAGGACGGAUCUCCUCAAGCACCCUCGGACAGCGUCACGAUGGCGAGCUAUUCAGCCUUGCCUGCACCCCCAUCAAGAACUGCAAACACCAAAGCCGCCCAGCCAUGGCUAUCACCUAGCACUAUCCGUGUCACUCUCCACCUCGUUUCUGGCCUCCUUUUUGCUGCGCUCCUGGUCCCAUACACGCAGUAUUCUCGAGCGAAGAAGGCAAAUGAGCAUGACACCUGCAACACCAACGCACAACAUCUCUAUGAGAGCACUCUCGCCAGAUGUGAUGCCAAUGCGGCUCGGAAUUUCAGUCUUCGUGGUGGCGUCUUUGGACUAAGCUGGAUGGAGAUCAUUGCUGUUCUGGGAGCCGCGUUUGCGUGGCAGUAUCUGGUUUCGUUCCUGCAGGACUGGGCCGUUGUCAACGUGAGCUCCAUCAAGGACAGAAUCAAGCAGCGGAAGUAA
This is a messenger RNA of Capronia coronata CBS 617.96, 522 nucleotides long. RefSeq lists its product as uncharacterized. NCBI's taxonomy places the organism in Eukaryota, Fungi, Ascomycota, Eurotiomycetes, Chaetothyriales, Herpotrichiellaceae. The transcript has 2 exons. Bases 1 to 522 code for a protein of 173 amino acids. The record is from RefSeq and is a predicted model, not a curated record.